ACCGCUGAGCCGGGAGCCGGGAGCCGGGAGCCGAGCGCGCCGGGCUGGGGCCGGGCCGGAGCGGAGCGGAGAGGCAGCGUGCCCGCCCCAGCCCCGAGUCCGCCGCCUGCCCGCCCGCAGCCGCCGCCCCCGCCAUGGAGCAAGACCACAGCCCCCGGAAGAUCCAGUUCACCGUCCCGCUUCUGGAGCCGCACCUUGACCCCGAGGCGGCCGAGCAGAUCCGGAGGCGCCGCCCCACCCCUGCCACCCUUGUGCUGACCAGUGACCAGUCAUCCCCAGAGGUAGAUGAAGACCGGAUCCCCAACCCACUUCUCAAGCCCACUUUGUCCAUGUCUCCACGGCAACGGAAGAAGGCAACGAGGACCACACCCACAAUGAAAGAGCUCCAGAUGAUGGUUGAACAUCACCUGGGGCAACAGGAGCCGGGAGAGGAGCCUGAAGGAGCCGCUGAGAGCACGGGGACCCAGGAGUCCUGCCCACCUGGGAUCACAGACACAGCAGCGGAGUCACGGCCGAGCACCUCUGGGACAACGCACAAGCCUGCAGAGUCCAUCCCUAACACUCAGGAGAGGGGCGGUGAGAAACCCAGCACAAAGGGACCCUCAAUCCAAUGACCACCGCUGGAUUCCCAGGGAGCCAACAUGGUCUGAGAGUGAGGAGGCGUCUUGGAAUCAAGACCGCAGUUGAGAAUGCAUGGACACUGGAUUUUGUUUCUUAUUUCCUCACUUUGGGGGAAAAAUCUCUUGUUUUUAAAGUGAUAAAUUUGGUGUUAAGUCCUUGA
Messenger RNA from Bubalus bubalis (water buffalo), 781 nucleotides. RefSeq names its product protein phosphatase 1 regulatory inhibitor subunit 1A (gene PPP1R1A). Gene Ontology annotation, biological process: intracellular signal transduction. The record is from RefSeq and is a predicted model, not a curated record. Bases 135 to 614 code for a protein of 159 amino acids. NCBI's taxonomy places the organism in Eukaryota, Metazoa, Chordata, Mammalia, Artiodactyla, Bovidae. Gene Ontology annotation, cellular component: cytoplasm. The transcript is spliced from 7 exons. Gene Ontology annotation, molecular function: protein phosphatase inhibitor activity.